AUGGGAUACAAAAUUCGGAAUAUCUAUGUUUUGGCGUCCUUCGGGACGAUAGGCGGAGCUUUUUCUAUGAGCGCAUGGAUUGGAACAAAGCAGUACACAACAUAUUUUAAUAAUCCCAGCGCCAAUUUACAGGGUGGCAUCACGGCGUCAAUGUCCGGAGGCUCCUUCAUUGGUGCCCUUGGCGCCGGUCCGCUCUGCGAUAGAGUAGGACGACGACGUGCUCUCAUGGUAGCUGCAUGUAUCUGGAUCGUAGGUACUGCUAUCGUGUUGAGCUCGCAGAAUGUUGCCCAAUUGAUUGCUGGCCGAGUAAUCAACGGUCUCUGUGUGGGCAUAACAUCUUCGCAAGUCCCUACUUUUCUGGCCGAGUUAUCUCCUGCACCAAUCCGUGGCCGGAUCGUAGGGAUUCAACAAUGGGCUAUCGAGUGGGGCAUCCUGAUUAUGUAUCUCGUAUCAUAUGGAUGUUCCAAGAUCUCAGGGCCAUCAUCCUUCCGGCUAGCCUGGGGGUUACAAGGUGUCCCUGCUAUCGUUUUACUGGUCUCAUUGUUUUUCUUUCCAGAAUCUCCAAGAUGGCUGGCAAGCAAAAACCGUUGGGACGAAUGCCUUCAGACUCUUGCCUUUUUGCAUUCCAAAGGCGAUACCUCGAAUUCUCUCGUCCAAGCAGAAUUUGAAGAAGUCAAGGAAGCUCAAAGGCAAGCCUCUUCAGGGAAGGAGCUCCCCAUUCUGGGUCUAUUCGGCCAUAAAAUGUGGCGACGAACAAGUGCUGGUGUUUUUGCGCAGCUCUGGCAACAGCUUUUGGGAGGAAACGUGAUGAUGUACUACAUUGUAUAUGUUUUUGAAAUGGCUGGAUUGAGCGGAAACGUGAACCUUGUCUCCUCUGCCAUUCAAUAUGUCAUUUUCCUUGUGACUACCGGCAUCACUUUAGCCUUCUUCAUUGAAAGAUUAGGGCGGAGACCACUUUUCGUUUAUGGUGGAAUUCUGAUGAGCGGCUUUAAUUUCUGCGUUGCUGGCUUGAUGGCAUCCAGAGGCCAUCCCAUUAACGGUGUCGGUACUGCCAAAAACAUUCGAUGGGAGGUAAGAGGCAGUUAUGCCAAGGGCGUGAUUGCCUGUUCAUAUCUAUUCGUCGCCGUAUAUGGCUUUACCUGGGCUCCAGCGGCUUGGAUUUACUGCGCCGAAGUUUUCCCCCUUAAGUGGCGAGCCAAAGGUAUGGGCUUGUCUGCAGCGACCAACUGGGCCUUUAACUUUGCACUGGCCUGGUUCGUACCACCCGCCUUUCAAAACAUUGUGUGGAAAACUUAUAUCAUAUUCGGAGUCUUUUGCUUCUGUGCCUUUAUCCAUUCGUUACUCUUGUUUCCAGAAACGGCGGGAAAGACCCUCGAGGAGAUUGAUGUCCUGUUUUCGGGCGAGGUCCCGGCCUGGCAGAGUAACAAGGUUAAAAGCAAGCUUGCGGAAAGGGCCCACGAUUUCGAAGAAAAGCAACGUGCCGAAUCCAUUGCGGGAAGCUCUUCUGCCAUGCAUCCCACUAAGGCGACAGCGGAGCACAUGGAGAGACAAGACUCACCUGUAUAG
Messenger RNA from Xylona heveae TC161, 1566 nucleotides. Its product is annotated as sugar transporter. The transcript is spliced from 8 exons. NCBI's taxonomy places the organism in Eukaryota, Fungi, Ascomycota, Xylonomycetes, Xylonales, Xylonaceae. The coding region runs from base 1 to 1566 and encodes 521 amino acids. The record is from RefSeq and is a predicted model, not a curated record. Gene Ontology annotation, cellular component: membrane. Gene Ontology annotation, biological process: transmembrane transport; carbohydrate transport. Gene Ontology annotation, molecular function: carbohydrate:proton symporter activity.